Molecule: messenger RNA, 958 nt
Organism: Phyllopteryx taeniolatus (common seadragon)
Lineage: Eukaryota; Metazoa; Chordata; Actinopteri; Syngnathiformes; Syngnathidae
Product: c-Myc-binding protein-like
Exons: 5
Coding region: 145-456 (103 amino acids)
Biological process (GO): regulation of DNA-templated transcription
Cellular component (GO): nucleus
Molecular function (GO): transcription coactivator activity
Source: RefSeq, a predicted model, not a curated record
CGGAGAUUGUCAUUGCUGACUCCAGACCAGCGUCAUACCACGGGUGGGGAGCUUCGUUACCAAGUGGGACGUAAAAAGCAAAACUAAACUAAACUAAACAAAACACCACAUUUCUGUUGAUAAAGUUCAACAUUACGGGGCAACAUGUCGCAUUAUAAGGCUCCAGACCACAAGAGAGAGCAGUUUCGGAGAUACUUGGAGAAAGCCGGUGUUGUUGAUAGUCUCACCAGUGUGUUAGUGGCAUUGUAUGAACAACCAGAAAAGCCUACCAACGCCCUGGAAUUUGUCAAGCAGCACCUUGGCACGCCUGGCCUCACUGCAGCUGACACGGAGGCUCUGCAGCAGGAGGUGGUGGAUCUGAGGCAGAGGUGUUCCCGUCUUGAGGAAGAAAACGUAGACCUCAAAGCCAGGCUGCAGCGCCACGAGCCACCUGAGGACGGCGCUGUUGUGGAAUAGACUCCAGCCUAAACUCCAAAGGGGUUCGAUUACUUUACGUUUUGAUGUUUGUUUUGGUUAGUGCAGCUUUUUAUAAAGAAAAAAAAAGGUGCCUUUCUCUAUCACCACCCAAGUCAUUCAGAAUGCACAUUAGGGAGAUGACGCCUUUAGAAAAUAUGAAUCACUGAUUUCUAUCUUUGAGUGGCACACAUCACUACUUGUAGUUUAUGAUGAUCAUAAUUGCAUAAGUCUGUUGGUAUGCUCAGGUGUAUGUUCAGGUUGCAAUGUCACAUAUUGACAUCAAUCUAAACUUUUUUUUUUUUUUUACUUUAAAUUGACUAACUGGUUUUCAAUUAAAGCAGAACACUGCUGAGGAAAUGAGUCAUUUGCAUAUACAACCAUAAUACUUUAACUAUACAGUAAGUCCUGUACGUUUUAUGUUUGAUUUUAAUAGACAGGUAGAGGUUCAGUUUUGUCACAUUUCUGAGUAUCUGAAUGAUUAAAACAUGUUUUGCACAUGCUA